Batrachochytrium dendrobatidis JAM81 is the source of this 492-nucleotide messenger RNA. RefSeq lists its product as uncharacterized. The transcript is spliced from 2 exons. Gene Ontology annotation, cellular component: Ctf18 RFC-like complex. Gene Ontology annotation, biological process: mitotic sister chromatid cohesion. NCBI's taxonomy places the organism in Eukaryota, Fungi, Chytridiomycota, Chytridiomycetes, Rhizophydiales. The coding region runs from base 1 to 492 and encodes 163 amino acids. The record is from RefSeq and is a predicted model, not a curated record.
AUGGUGCAAAUACAUAUUUCCGGACAGCUCAAUCCGACCCAUUCUACCUCCAAUACUGUGAUACUUGUAGAACUUCAAGGAUCCAUUGAAGCUCAAGCUAUUGUUGGCUCGGACAAUCAGGUUUCUGUUUCUGGCAUCCAUAUUGGUGAAAUGUUUAUCGACAAGGACACUGCUCUGCUGUACAUUGGAAAUCAUAUUCUUGAUGGCCGUAAAGUCGGACUAUUAAAACCUUUGGCAAUCUUGGCAAAAGUAGCUUCGACCCAACCUCAUGGUAUGGCUAUAAGCAAUCAAAAUAAUGGGCCAGACAUCUCUGCACAGGAUUCGCAAAGUGUUGUAAAUAUACAAGAUCGGUCAAAGCAACACAUAUUCUACGAAGCAGUCCAUCUUAUCACUCAUAAAUAUGUUUUUAAAACCCGGCCACAACAUCUGGUCACUGCUCACAACAAAGACUUUGCUGGACUGACUCCACAUAUACCCAGUGUGAAACGGUGA